Molecule: messenger RNA, 293 nt
Organism: Equus quagga
Lineage: Eukaryota; Metazoa; Chordata; Mammalia; Perissodactyla; Equidae
Product: histone H4-like
Exons: 1
Biological process (GO): nucleosome assembly
Cellular component (GO): nucleosome
Molecular function (GO): protein heterodimerization activity; DNA binding; structural constituent of chromatin
Source: RefSeq, a predicted model, not a curated record
UCUCUCACCAUGUCUGGUCGUGGCAAAGGCGGCAAGGGCCUGGGCAAAGGCGGCGCCAAGCGCCACCGUAAGGUGCUGCGGGACAACAUCCAGGGCAUCACCAAGCCCGCCAUCCGGCGCCUGGCCCGGCGUGGCGGCGUCAAGCGCAUCUCCGGCCUCAUCUACGAGGAGACCCGCGGGGUGCUCAAGGUCUUCCUAGAGAACGUCAUCCGGGACGCGGUCACCUACACCGAGCACGCCAAGCGCAAGACGGUCACCGCCAUGGACGUGGUCUACGCGCUCAAGCGCCAGGG